CAAAUGGAACGGACUGGCUAACCUUGGCAGCAUUCUUGGCUUAUCUGCAUCCUUUUUUCACAAGACAGUUCACAAGACAGCGAGAAUUCGAGAAUUACGACGUUGUUGCUACAUGCUUUCGCGACUGGACCGCUAGAACGAAAAUAGGGCAGUGCAGUGGAUACGGAAACAGGUCAAGUUCGUGGAUGGAUAAAUGAGAAUGCGUAAAUUUAAGUGGUAGUAAUUAAUAGCCACGGCCGCCGUCUCCAGAUAUUUUUACGCUCUCACUAAACGGAAGGCCGUCCAGAUAAUGAAGCCAUUUGCAGGGCGAACUAGAAGGUGGCUGGGUCCGUAAGUAUCGGAAGAAGCUCAAGGUGCGCUGGCAACAUAUUUGUAUAACAUAUGUUCUGUUUAGCAUACUUGGAGCGCCACGACGAGAAUAUGGUAGGACGACAGGAAGACUCGUUUCUCUGGAUUUCGUGCCUCGUGCCAUAUGGAUUUAUCUCACGGAAAAGGGACAGAUCUUGCUUCCCCGCAUCCUAGCUUCGUCCGUUACGUCGCAGCGCGUCAUUUCAUCCAGGUCAUUGCUCAACUUUGUUCCUAUGCUGAUACACGCCGACAGUAUGCAGUUCUCGUACCUCUAUAUUCUUGGGAUUUUACGUCCGAAUGCUUUCUAUCUGUAUGUUACUCAAGCAUACUUAUCCGAGCACAGAUCGGCAUUCGACCUCUGUGAUUUUCAAUUGCCACUAUCACUAAUUAACGGUAUUUU
Messenger RNA from Fomitiporia mediterranea MF3/22, 748 nucleotides. RefSeq lists its product as uncharacterized. NCBI's taxonomy places the organism in Eukaryota, Fungi, Basidiomycota, Agaricomycetes, Hymenochaetales, Hymenochaetaceae. Bases 473 to 712 code for a protein of 79 amino acids. The record is from RefSeq and is a predicted model, not a curated record. The transcript is spliced from 2 exons.